AUGAGUGUUCUCCUCGAAACCUCUCUGGGAGAUAUCGUCAUCGACCUGUUGACCGAGUCCUCUCCGAAGGCAUGUGAAAACUUCCUGAAGCUAUGCAAAAUCAAGUACUACAAUUUCUCGCCUGUCCAUAGCGUCCAAAAAGGCUUCUCCCUUCAGACGGGCGACCCGAUCGGCCCUGAUUCGUCGGAGAGCGAUGGCGGGAGCUCAAUAUGGGGGAUCCUCAACGGACCAUCGCAGAAGUACUACUCGAUAGGAUUCCCCCCCAAAUUAAAGCAUUCCGAGCUCGGAACCGUGAGCAUGGUGACACUUCGAUCUCCGAGCAAUCCAGAUGAACGGUUGGCAGGGAGCCAGUUUAUCAUAACGCUCGGUGACAACCUUGACUAUUUAAACGACAGGGCGGUGAUAUUCGGGAAGGUGGUCGAGGGGUUCGAUGUCCUCGAAAAGGUCAACACGGCUUUUAUUGACGACAAGGGACGACCGCUGAAAGACAUCCGUAUUCGACAUACAGUUGUGCUGGAUGACCCUUACGAUGACCCACCGGGUCUGCAAGAACCCCCAGAAAGCCCUCUCCCUUCCAAGGCCCAGCUAGCUACUGUCAUAAUUGCGGACGAUGAAGAUUUAGACCAAGAGAUAGAUGAAGAAGCGUUGGAAAAGAUGCGACGAGAACGCGAGGCGCAGGCACAAGCUUUGACUCUUGAAAUGGUUGGGGACCUUCCUUUCGCAGAAGUAAAGCCACCGGAAAACGUGCUAUUUGUUUGCAAACUCAACCCCGUCACACAAGACGACGAUUUAAAUCUUAUAUUCAGCCGUUUUGGCAAAAUUCUGUCAUGCGAGGUAAUACGAGAUAAGAAAACGGGCGACAGCCUACAAUAUGCAUUCAUCGAGUUUGAAAAUCAAAAAGACUGCGAGCAGGCCUACUUUAAGAUGCAGGGAGUCUUAAUUGACGACCACCGCAUUCACGUGGACUUUUCACAGAGUGUGUCGAAAUUAUCAGACACAUGGAGAACAGCCACGAAUGCGAAAAGAUCAGGUCAGAGGGGCGGGUUUGGAGGUAUAUCUACCUUGGAGAAGCGACGUCAGUAUCGUGCAGCAGACACGGGAGACCGUCGAAGCAAGUACGGAAUGGUCUUUGACAAGGACGAUAUACGCAAUAAAGGGCCAAGCUCGUCCGAGCCUCGCCGAAGGGAUCGCUCUCGAAGUCGGAGUCGAAGUCGAAGUCGAAGUCGAAGCCCUCCGCGGGGGAAGGGAGACAUGAGAGACGCAGGAGUCCUCGCCCCAGAUACGACGAACGGACUCACCACCGUUCACAGAGGCGGCGGUGAAGAGCAUCGACACAGAGCUGCCAUUUUGAAAUAUAUCUGUAUUAUUAACUUUCUCUACUGGGAUUGCGCUUAG
Molecule: messenger RNA, 1395 nt
Organism: Arthroderma uncinatum
Lineage: Eukaryota; Fungi; Ascomycota; Eurotiomycetes; Onygenales; Arthrodermataceae
Product: peptidyl-prolyl cis-trans isomerase-like 4
Exons: 4
Coding region: 1-1395 (464 amino acids)
Biological process (GO): protein peptidyl-prolyl isomerization
Cellular component (GO): nucleus
Molecular function (GO): RNA binding; peptidyl-prolyl cis-trans isomerase activity
Source: RefSeq, a predicted model, not a curated record